CGAAACAUGAGGAUGCGGAAGUUGCUUUGGCAGGUUCCCUGGGCGUGUCGAUUUCUAAAUAAUAUAACUGAUGGCUCAUACAGAAUCUCUCCUGAGCGAAAAUUAGCCCUGGAUACGUCUGGACCACCAGUAACAACACAAUGGCAUCUCCAAGCCCUCUGUCCAAAGCCAACACCAGCUUCUCUCUGGCUCUGUUUAAGAAGCUAAGUGACAAUGACAACACAGCAAAUAUCUUCUACUCUCCGUUCAGCAUCUCUUCAGCUCUGGCCAUGGUGAUGCUGGGAGCCAGAGGCAACACAGCUGCACAGAUGUCAGAGGUCCUCUGCUUCAAUGAGGCUCAGAAGCCUCAGCCUGCAGCAGUGCAGCAGAUGAUGCAGAUGCAGAUGCAACAGCAGGUCCAGUCCACCCUGCCGCAGUCCCUGCUGAAGUGUCUGGAAACCAAGGAGUGUCAGGAUGAAGUCCACACCAGCUUUGCCCAGCUGCUGAGAGAGCUGAAUAAGCCAGAUGCUUCGUAUGCCCUCAGUUUGGCCAACAGGCUGUAUGGCGAGCAGAGCUACCAGUUUGUGGAGGAGUUCUUAGGGGGCACAAAGAAGCACUAUGAGGCAGAGCUGGAGUCUGUAGACUUUAUCAGUGGUUUUGAGGCUGCAAGAGUCAACAUCAACAGCUGGGUGGAGAACAAGACACAAGGUAAAAUCAAAGAUGUUCUCGCUCAGGGUGUGGUGGACAGCCUGACCAGACUGGUGCUGGUCAAUGCUAUCUACUUCAAGGGAAACUGGAACAAACAGUUUAAGGAGAACCAAACACGGGACACUCCAUUCAGACUCAACAAGAAUGAAACUAAGCCAGUGAAAAUGAUGAACCAGAAAACUAAGUUUCCUUUGACCUACAUCCCUGAAGCCAACUGCCAGAUCCUGGAGAUGCCUUACAAAGGAAAGGAGCUGAGCAUGCUCAUCUUUCUGCCCAAUGAAAUGGAAGACGGGACAACGGGUUUGGAGAAGCUGGAGAGUCAGCUGACCUAUGAGAACUUUGUGGAGUGGACUCGUCCUGACAUGAUGAAUGAGAUUGAGGUGAUGGUUGGGCUGCCUCGGUUCAAGAUGGAGGAGAAGUACGACCUGAAGGGCGUCCUGAUGAGCAUGGGGAUGGUGGAUGCCUUCAACAUGGGGAUGAGCAACUUCUCUGGUAUGUCUCCUGCCAAUGACCUGGUCCUGUCAAAGGUGGUCCACAAGGCUUUUGUGGAGGUGAAUGAGGAGGGGACAGAGGCGGCUGCAGCCACGGCGGCUGUCAUGAUGCUGCGCUGCGCCAUGCGUCCUGCCACCUUCAUCGCAGACCACCCUUUCCUCUUCUUCAUCAGACACAACCCUUCCAAGAGCAUCCUCUUCGCAGGGCGAUACUGCUCCCCUCAGUGAGCGCUUCAUUGCUCUAGCUGCUUUUUUCUACAAAUUCUUCUGCGACUGCAACACUUAAUUCUGUGUAACAGGAAUAAUUUUAAGAGAAAAUCACAUCAGAGCCAAUUCUAUCCUGAGCUCCCAACCUAUUUUUCCAUCACUAUGAUUAUGAGUUAAAACUAUGGUGCUAGAGUUUUUAAUGUCUGCAUCACUUGUGCCUUCCUGAACAUCACUGCACUUUUUUUUUAUCUUUUGCACCUGACCUCCUCUAAAGGUUUGCUUUUUUGUCUGUAAUACAUAUUUGGCACUUUAAGCUGCAACCUCAGUCCCUGGGCUAUGCUUUUUUUUGCCCUAAAAACACUCUUUUUGUUUCUUCUACUCCUUAAAAGAAUUAAUCUUCCUCAAAAUAUCUGUAAUGCAAUAAAGUAAGGAUGUGCUGCUAAAUAAAAUAAGGAAAUUAUGCAUUUGAUCACCAAGUUUUAAGGCUUGCAAAGUUUUGCAUUUUUUCUACACAACAGCAAAGUCAGAGUUCUUUUUUUUGAAUUAACCAAAGAGGAAAUGGGGUGUCAAACAAGCAAAGAGCACUAUUAUGUCAGUGUGUUGUUAGGCCUUUAAAUGAAUGUAGACUAAUAGGAACAUGGGCUUAUGUAGAGAAUUAAUCUGACAAGAGUCAGUGUCCAUUUUUAUGCUUUUACACAUGAAUAAAAUGUGUGGUUUAAACUUA
This is a messenger RNA of Cheilinus undulatus (humphead wrasse), 2109 nucleotides long. RefSeq names its product leukocyte elastase inhibitor-like. The coding region runs from base 141 to 1406 and encodes 421 amino acids. The record is from RefSeq and is a predicted model, not a curated record. Gene Ontology annotation, molecular function: serine-type endopeptidase inhibitor activity. The transcript is spliced from 10 exons. NCBI's taxonomy places the organism in Eukaryota, Metazoa, Chordata, Actinopteri, Labriformes, Labridae. Gene Ontology annotation, biological process: negative regulation of endopeptidase activity.